GCUCCACGUAACAACUCUUUCCCUACUGCACAUUAAACGCUCGUUUCUAGCCUUAUUUGUGGGUUAAUUCAUUUUUUAAUUUUUGCAGUUCUCCAUAAUAUAAUACAAAACACUACUUGUUUUUUGGAAAACCUUCAUCCUGAGCCUUUAGACGCUUUCUUCUUCUUCGUUCCAUAACUUCACGAUUCAUCCGGCUUUCAUGAAUUGAUUGUUUUCUAUUUAUUAUUUAAACAUUAUUAGCUAUUUUUUCUCUCGUAUAAACGACUAAAAAUUUCCGAGUAUAGAAAAAUGAGUACAUCUGGGGACACUUCCAAUACAAUUCACCAUAUUGAGGAUGCUCCUAUAGAAACAGGUAGCGUCUCUGCUUGGUCAUCUAAUGGGCGUACGGCAGGAUUUACUUUGCAUCCAUAUACCCUCAAAGGAUCUACUUUUAUUACAAGUAAGCAGGUGAGUUUGUACGAUGCAAAAUCUUCAGGUCCUUUUGAAGAGGCAGAAGGAAACCUAUAUGAAUUUCAACAACCUUCUCCUUUAAUUGGGCCCACAGAACUAUUGGUUUCAUGGUACGAAUUAUGGGAAGAACUUCAAGACGUUUCUCUAACGCCUACCAUGGACGAUGAGUUAAACCAGCUGGUGUUAGUUCAGUUUUAUGGAAAAAUAAGUUCUUUGUUUCGUUCAAAGAUCAACCAUGUUUUAGAAUACUUUCAAGCCCAAAUUAACAAUGGACAACAAGAGCUCCAGCCCACUCUUGAUACUCUCUGGGAAGUUGAAUCUGCAUGGCGCUGUGCGGAAGCAAUAUAUUUUCCUUCUUCCUCUCCUUACACUUUGGCAACAGCAAUAAUGGACUGGGUUAACUCUUACGAUCCUCAGCCCGUGGCUGAAGAUGGACUGGAAAUCAUGACCUACCGAAUUCCUUAUCAACAUCCUUCCUUUUGGUCUUAUGUGAAUAAAACUGCGAUUCGUGGGUUAUUCGAGCAAACUAUUUCUUGUUUAGAGUCUUCGGGAUUGACCAAAGAAAUACCCACCUUGGAAAAUUCAGUGAAUGAUAUUGUAGAUAUUUUGAAGUAUUGCCCAUGCUUGCAUCAAAAGUCAAUUCGCUCUGCUUUUGACUUUGAAAAGCGAUGGAAGAUGUGGCGUUCACGGAUAGCGCAUCUUCGUCAAGUUAUGAUGAAUUACAAUGAUAUACCAACUGAAGUUCGAAACUGCUUGGUUUCUUUGUUGGACAUUCUAAGUGGUAACAAAGAAGAAAUCAAAGCUAACUGUGGUCAUUGGCAAGAGUACUUUUCAGCUUUAGCAUUCUUAUACGAUCCUUUGGAUUGUAAGAACCCAGCUCAAGUCUCUAUAUUGUAUCAAAUGUCAACUGCAGAAGAUUCAAAUUUUUACAUAGACCCUACUUUGGAAUUUGAACAACUUUGCGUUACAUUGUGCAAUAAUCAGCCAUUGGAUGCUAUUCAGCAUUCUUAUAUGUUGGAUCUCGGCCUCGCUGUUCACUUGGCUGAUUUUCUACAUAAAACCGGAUAUAUUAAAGAAUAUUUUACCGAAGAACUCCCCGUUACACUUCGCGAACAUCUUUUGCUUGAAUAUGGUGAAACCAUUUUAGAAACAAAAGGCAUCUGGCAAGUCGCUUUUGCAUAUUGGAAACUUGUUCCGGGGUACGGACACCAGCGAAUUAAAUCCUUAAUUCACAGGGUCCCUAUGCAUAACAUUGUUGAAAAAGAUGAAGCUUUAAAUAUCUGCCAAGAAUUGGAUCUACAAGAAGAAGCACACUGUGUUAUGUCUCACUGGGCAACGAACUUAAUCGCGGAAGGUGCUUAUGGUGAAGCACUUAUUAUUUUGGAUAAGGCUGGUGAUUAUACUGCAAUGAAUAGAGUAACUUGGGAAAUUUUCAACCUCUGUCUCCAAAACCAAAAACCGAUUGAUGCUUCAGAAGAUGAAACUCUAUUUGAUCUGCUGAGCACUCCUCGCAUAUGUUCGCCAACCUUGGCUUCCAUCCUUUCUCCUGCCGCUGCCAUCCACCAGUACUUCAUUUGUAAAGAAACUGAUAAUCCUCGUCAAGCAGGUGAAUUGCUUAUAGGGUUAUUAAAAAUGAUCAAUUCUCCCAAACUUUAUCAAGGAAAGCUUUUGAAAGAAUUGCUUUUAUUUACAAGAAAUUUAAAAAAUUAUCAGACUAUUUCUCUGGCAAGUGCAUACGACUGCAUUGCGUGUUUAGAAGAUCAUGAAAAACAUAUAUCGGAUUCUAAACUCGUCAGAGAUAUCCGAGUCCAGUUGGCUUCUAUUGUUUCAUGGAACUUUCUGAAUACUGUAAAAUAAAAGCUAAAAAGCCUCUUACAAGACUUUCCUGAAAUAAAUUAGGAAAGGUAGUACAAGCUAGGGUUUAUAGCAAUACGUCCUUCUGUAUUGACGUCUUCUUAAAGAGCAUUUUAUUAUUUACUACUUUUUUCUGUGCUGUGUUCUUUACCCGUACAAUGUUCUUUACAAUUGAUUCCUCCCAUUUUUUGCCAUAUAAAAAUUAUCGUAUUAAUACGCUAAAAUAUUACAAAAUAUUACCUUAAUUUUAUAAAACUAAAGAAUAUAUCGGUUUACGACGUUACCUGAGACAAGACAAAACAGAAUACGUGGAAAUACAAAUUCAGAAACCAAUGGAAAUUGACUGGUUCUUGAGUUAAACGUAUUUAGUUUGCUAAAAAAGAAAAGCUAUAUGCAGAAUAACUUUUUCCAGAUAAAUUUUCCAGUGUGAAAUGUUUUGUUGAUCGAGCUUAUUAACAUGUUUAUUAAUACAUCUCAGGUCGUCAUGAAGCAUUCCUAUGAUUCCUGCAUAAUAACUAAUGUAGCUAUUAGAGCUUCAAUGAACUUUCAAAUCACUACUAAAAAUACCCAUUCCUUAUUCUCAAUCAACUAUAAUUAUCCGGUUUAGUAUUAUUCCCGUCACUUAUCAAACAUGUAUCAUACUAAUUAAUACGA
Schizosaccharomyces cryophilus OY26 is the source of this 2958-nucleotide messenger RNA. Its product is annotated as nucleoporin Nup85. The record is from RefSeq and is a predicted model, not a curated record. Gene Ontology annotation, molecular function: structural constituent of nuclear pore. Gene Ontology annotation, cellular component: nuclear pore outer ring. Lineage: Eukaryota; Fungi; Ascomycota; Schizosaccharomycetes; Schizosaccharomycetales; Schizosaccharomycetaceae. The coding region runs from base 289 to 2307 and encodes 672 amino acids. Gene Ontology annotation, biological process: positive regulation of DNA-templated transcription; protein import into nucleus; mRNA export from nucleus. The transcript has a single exon.